UGGAAUAUAGCUUUCUAUUACAAUUGUCACAUAUAUACAAACAUUGGCGUUUGUGAUAAAUCUACAGGUCUACCGUAUCGUGUUAUUAUUACAUAGGGCAAAAAAACAAAACAAAAUUUCAAGGGACUUUAGUGCAUUGAUGGGCCGCGUACAGGGAUAAUGUCUCGACAAAGUUGUUCGCCGUUUGAUGAUGUGAUGGCAAUAAAUGAUCAUACAACAACAACAACUUCAGAUCCUCUAGUCCCAUCCUUUAUACCAGAUGAGGAAUGGUUAGAGUUACAGUUAUACAAUGGUUAUCGUGUAUGGCACAUUAUUUUUUUCAUCAUGACCGUCUUCUUUACACUAGUGGUGUUUAUGUGCUGUUGUGUAAGAUUUCGAAUUCCUAGGACUAAACAAGAGAUAGAAGCUGAUUUUGUACGUCGUAAGAUUGCGACAAAAUUUUGCAAACAAUUACGACUAUUGAGUGAUACCGAAAUGGACAACAUGGACCUGUUAAAAGCACUAAAACGACUUCAGUCAGAGCUUGAAAUUCCUAGCAACGAAACAGUAGAGGAGUCUGAUGAAGUAUUAUCAUCAACUAAAACUGCCUCGCCAAGUUUAAAAAAGUCUCCAAAAUCAUCAGAUUUUGAUUCUUCUGUGGAAAAGCUAGACGAAGAACCAGAGAAUGUACUGAGCGGUCGUCUAGCAACAUUGGUCAAUGUUUUGAAUGUUAUGAAACCACGUCGUAAACAUAUAGCUGAUGAAAUUACACCAAAUCUUAUAACAGUUUAAAUUAAAUAAUAAAGUGUCUUAGUUAAUAAAUAAAAAUUAUUUUUAAAAAAUAUUAUGAAUUAUGUUGCAUUGUACACAAAGUUUAAAGUAAUGACAAUUAUAAGUAAUACGUGAUGAUUUAUGUGGAUUUAAAUGGAAACUGAUAGCUAUAGACACUGAUUUAAAUUUUGAAUUAUUUAUUCAUAAAUAUGUUUUGUUUUGAAAAAAGUUGUACUGCGAAUAACAAAAUUCAUAUUUAAUUAGUGAUGAACAACAUUUCAAACACAAUUAUGUUUUGUAAAUGUUAAAUCAUGUAUUAAAUGCAGAAGACCUGAUUACAUUAAAUAAAUUAUUAGAUAUUAUUAAUGGAUAUUUAAAAAUAUUCUAAAUAUUCUAAAGGUAUUGAUAACCUAGUUGUGUUAUUUUUUUAAAAAUAAAUACAUUAUUUGAACAGAGUUAUAAAUCAUAUUUAUUUAAGAAUUAAGAUCAAUACAUUAAAUUGCACUGCUCUAUAACUAUUUUAUUUUUGAUUAGUAUAAUAUUUUUCUGAUUCAGACAUACAUCUUCAAUGUAUAAAUCUAUAUUUACUAACCACAGAUAUAAUAUCACAUACCUAAUCCAAAAUCACUAAUGAGAUGUGAUUAGUUGAACUUUA
Messenger RNA from Metopolophium dirhodum (rose-grain aphid), 1405 nucleotides. RefSeq lists its product as uncharacterized. The transcript has 6 exons. Lineage: Eukaryota; Metazoa; Arthropoda; Insecta; Hemiptera; Aphididae. The coding region runs from base 160 to 771 and encodes 203 amino acids. The record is from RefSeq and is a predicted model, not a curated record.